Messenger RNA from Theobroma cacao (cacao), 873 nucleotides. Its product is annotated as nuclear transport factor 2-like. NCBI's taxonomy places the organism in Eukaryota, Viridiplantae, Streptophyta, Magnoliopsida, Malvales, Malvaceae. Gene Ontology annotation, molecular function: mRNA binding. Gene Ontology annotation, cellular component: ribonucleoprotein complex; cytosol. The record is from RefSeq and is a predicted model, not a curated record.
AUGGCUACAGCAGCUAAGGUUAAAGCCUUUGUGGAGGAAUAUUAUCGCAUCCCUCGUGAUAUCCUGAUACUCGUUUUCAGGUUUUAUAAGGAUUCAAGCAAGGUUAGCUGGUUAGGAGAAGAUGGGGUUAUGAGAAACGUGACAACCAUGGGAGCCAUAUAUUUUCAUUUUCUCUCCUUGGAUGCCAAGAAGUAUGACAUUCUGUCUUGUUAUUCCCAAGAUUCUUUUGACGGUGGAGUUCUUGUUUUGGUCAUCGGUUGUAUGACUUUAAAGAAUGACAAAACCAAGAUGUUCAAACAAUCUUUCUUUCUUGCUCCCCAAAAAGAAGAUUUCUUUGUGUUUAAUGAUGUUUUGAUGUUUUUCAGUGAUGAAGAAACCAUGAAUAUUCAUGGUGGUCAAACCUCAGAUCCUUUACGAACCAAUCUGGAGCUUAUCUCGGAUCAAGGGAUCGCAAUGGUUCCUUCCUUAGAGUCAAAUCAAGAGGCUAACUGGAAUAACCCUAAAAUGUCAAUCAUUGAGACAAGUUGUUAUGCAGUCCAGAAUAAUGCUGCUUAUUCUUCUACGGUAGAAAAUUUAGAUACUUCAGCCUUUCAGGGUUUGAAUAAUCUAAAUAGAGUUGAUGCCUUGGAAGAGACAUCCAUAUUUAUUAAGAACUUGGGUAAGAACACAAAAGUUGAAGAACUUCAUGAGGCUUUCAAAAGGUUUGGAACAAUCAAACCUGAUGGGAUUUAUGUUAAACCUGCAAAGGAAGGGAGAUUCUUUGGCUUUAUCGAAUUCGAGUCUCCUAUUUCUGCACAAAAUGCAAUCCAAGCUUCUUCUAUCAAAAUCAGGAAUCGAAAAAUCAAAAUUGGAGAAAGGAAAAGAAAGAACUGA